Pyricularia pennisetigena is the source of this 564-nucleotide messenger RNA. RefSeq lists its product as uncharacterized. Bases 1 to 564 code for a protein of 187 amino acids. The record is from RefSeq and is a predicted model, not a curated record. Lineage: Eukaryota; Fungi; Ascomycota; Sordariomycetes; Magnaporthales; Pyriculariaceae. The transcript is spliced from 2 exons.
AUGCUGGCUUCUUUUGUUUUAUUUUUGUUUUCUUUGGUUUGUUCUUUGGUUGAUGCUCACACUGAUAAUUUUGUUCUCGUCAAAGAACUCGCCCAGAAAGCAGGGGUUAAUUUAGAUCUGUCGGGGACACAACAGUAUGCCAUAUACGAAAUCUGGUAUCGGAAACAUAUCCUCCAGAAAAUAAUCCCAUAUAAUUACCAUAUGCGACUGAUAGUCGGUCGCGUCAAAUGCAAGGAUGAAAACAAUUGCGAUUUUGCCGCCCAAGCGUUUGACAUGAACAAGGAACAAGGCACAUGUUCCUAUUUACUUGGUGCAGAAAUCUACCAAACUUCGCGAAAAAGCCCUUGGGUGCUCAAUCAUCGUUACGAUAGGAAACUCGCAAGCCAUGUGAAGCUACCUGAAACGAACCAGUACGAAUGGGCUGGUCCGACUAAGAACCUAGAGUUUGGCGAGAUAUAUGCUAUUGGCGAGGAAUAUUGCAACCUAUACCCAACAUAUAGCCUUUUAUUCAACAAUUGCCAUGACUUUGCCUACUGGUUGUACGGAGAAAUCAAACAGAAAUAG